CCCCCUUUUCGCGCCCCCUCACCCCUCCGCGAUAGAGCCGCGUCUUCGCGCGAGCGCGGCAAGACGCCGGUCGCGGUGUCCUCCACCUCAGGACCGCGGUGUGGCCACCACCAAGAGGACUGACCACCCUCGCGAAAGAGACCAGAGCCAUCGCCCCUCGACGAUGCCACGAGGGGAAACCCGAAGAUGCCAUGGUGGUGGCACACGGCGACGAGAAGAGCGCGAUUGAUGCGCGAUCGAUAGGCAAUUAACGGUUAACCGCGAGCGAGGACGGGAUACGCGACACCUGAGCGAGCCGCCCCUGUUGUUGUGAAGCCAAAAGUUCUUUCUAUAAUUCCGUGCGUGUGUGUGUGUGGGGGAGCACCGCCACCAUCCCCAGGAGAGGACGCAAGGAUUUUGGAACCCCGAGGUCCACUCCAACCAGGUAGGGCCCACACGUUGGGGUUUCCUUUUGUGGAGUGUGUGUGUGUGCGAGCGCGGAUCGAGGGUGCGUGUCCGUGAGUGUGCUCCGGAGCACUUUUCGUCCGCGACAGGACCACUACCGGAGGGAACUCCGUUAGACUUCCCUCCGUUCGUUUGGCAAAUCUCCCGCGUGACCUUGCGCGGUUUGAGAACGCGCCGCGUUUCGAAGGAGAGGGCCCCUUCGAAACGCGAAACCGUUAAUUCCCGACGAAGUCUUUUUUCGAUUGUAUUUGAUUCUAGGGCGGACUAUUUGUUUGCGUGGCCCCCUAUAUAGUUAAGUCGCGCCUGUUAGGUAUUCGUUUUCUUUUCGUCGGAUAUUUUCUUUUUGUAUCGGGAAUUCCGCGUCGCGCGUAUCCCUUUCGGCGCGUAGUCGCCACACCCUUUCCUCAACGGUGUGUGUACCGCGGAAUUCCCCCGCGUCGGUUUCGAUUAAAUAAAGAAAUCCGAUUAAACGUACGCGGAUCAAAGUUUAUUUCCCCUUUCAACGUCCCCUGACUUUCGCUCUCCGUAGAGCAGCCGGAAGGACGAAAGUAACAGACGAGUGCACUUGGCACUGGCGCCCAAUUCGUCCGUGGAAAUUGUGCGACCGAGCGUGUCGAUUAGCGGCUUUCCCGGCCGCCCACGCGAGAAAUGUCUCGGCCCCCACCUGUCUACCUGGUUGGUGCUUAUUAUGUGAAAAUCAAGCGGAACGCGUGCGUGUGCGUGCAAAUAUUUCACGUACACCGAUCUGCCGACUGCUUACCGUCGGCAAAGUGGGCGCUUGUAUUGUUCCACGACUAUAUAAGGUGUACUCGGCCCAUUCGACCAGCAGAAAACCAUCAGCUCGUGGAUCCUAUAGCGAACAUGAGAUUCCUUCUUCUUCUCUCGUGCCUCGUCUUCUCGGCAACGGCCCGGCCAGGCUACGCGCCAUAUCCCGCUUAUGGCGUGGCGUACCAUGGCCCACCAGCCCCUUUGGCUCACGAUGGAAGGGUGAUAGACACCCCUGAAGUGGCCCACGCCAAGGCCGCGCACCUAGCUGCCCAUGCUGCAGAGGCUGCCAAGGCUAGUCCUCUCGGCUAUUCUGGUGAUUACUCUGAAGAUUAUGGUGCAUCCUACGGUGCCCCAGUGCCCCAGAUGCAGAGCGCAUACCAUGGACCACCAGCCCCCUUGGCUUACGACGGACGAGUGCUCGACACCCCUGAAGUUGCUCACGCAAAGGCGGCGCACUUGGCCGCGCACGCCGAGCAGGUUUCGAAACUAGCUCACCUGUCCUACGCCGAGCCCUACCCGCAGCCUCAUUGGUGACGACCAGGAGAGUAGAUGGAUCAUUGGACGAGACCGACUCUAGCACCAGAAGCUAUUGUCUCGAUGAUUGAAUUGCAGUUCUAGAGUCGACGAUCUUGUACCAUGUAUUUUAGGAUGAUUUUUGUUAAUUCUCUUGGUUCUGAAUCGGUUCUGUACUUGUGUAACAUUGUGGAAGACGCGAGACUCGAGAAAUUUAUUUUAUUAAUAGUUAUUAUAUAGUUAUUGGAUUACUGGGAACGGCGACGUGUUUGUUACGGUUUGAUAUUAAAGUGAUUGCAAUU
Hylaeus volcanicus is the source of this 2027-nucleotide messenger RNA. It is a transcript of the gene Cpr92F, whose product is annotated as pupal cuticle protein-like. Lineage: Eukaryota; Metazoa; Arthropoda; Insecta; Hymenoptera; Colletidae. The coding region runs from base 1093 to 1746 and encodes 217 amino acids. The record is from RefSeq and is a predicted model, not a curated record. The transcript is spliced from 4 exons.